Adineta ricciae is the source of this 1596-nucleotide messenger RNA. The record is from the annotation of a GenBank genome assembly. NCBI's taxonomy places the organism in Eukaryota, Metazoa, Rotifera, Eurotatoria, Adinetida, Adinetidae.
AUGGAACAUAUUGCAAGUUCUCACGAAGAAAUGUAUCAUCUACAAGAAGAAAUGCAAUCUACUGUUCAUCCGAUGACGUCUCAUCGUGAUCCGGGCGAUGAGAAACUGAAACGCGAUUUGAAAAGUCGACAUAUUACUAUGAUGGCUAUUGGUGGUAUUAUCGGUCCUGGUCUUCUCGUCGGUUCAGGGACAGCACUUGCAUAUGCUGGUCCUGCAGGUGCUUUAAUUGCUUUUGCUGCUACUGGAGUCAUCGUUUUCUUUGUGAUGCAGUCACUCGGCGAAAUUUCAACAGCCAUUCCUGUGAGUGGCGCAUUCAUGGACUUUGCUGGCCGUUUCUGCGAUCCUGCCUUGUCAUUUGCUCUCGGUUGGAUCUAUUGGUACCUAUGGAUAACAGUACUAGCAAAUGAGUAUAAUGCCAUAUCGAUUGUUAUCAUGUACUGGAUUCAGAUUGUACCGCAAUGGGCAUGGAUCGUUCUUUGGUGGUUUAUUUUCCUUGCCUUAUCACUAGUUGGUGUACUCGUUUAUGGGGAAAUUGAAUUUUGGCUUAGCUCAAUGAAGGUUUUGGCUAUUCUUGCUUAUUUCGUUCUCGCUAUUCUCAUCGAUACUGGAGUUAUCGGUGGUAACCGUAUCGGUAUGCAAUUGUGGAAUAAUCCGGGUUCGUUUGCUGAUGGUAUAAAUGGUAUCGCUAAAGUUUUUGUCAUUGCUGGCACACUCUAUGCAGGUGUUGAGAUGGUCAGCGUUACAGCGGGUGAAUGCGAAAAUCCGCGACGGGCUGUUCCUCGAGCAAUUAAGCAAGUGUUUUGGCGUAUCAUAAUAUUCUAUCUCGGUACCAUAUUCUUUAUUGGUCUUUUGAUUCCGUAUAAUUCAUCUCGUCUUCUUUCGUCUCAAUCCAAGACAGCUGCAUCCCCAUUGACUAUCUCCCUUCAAGACGCCGGUAUUCGUGUAGCUGCUCACAUUAUCAACGGACUUAUUGUCGUCUCUGUUGUAUCUGCGGGAAUGUCUUCCAUCUAUAUUACAUCACGAACCGUUUGUUAUUUGGGAAAAACGAAACGAGCACCAAAAUUUCUGAGUACAACUAACAAACGUGGUGUUCCUUGGUGUGCAAUUGUUUUUAGUAAUUUUUGUGCGUGUAUAUGCUUUAUCAACCAAGGGCCCGGUGGAAUAGGCACUGCUUAUACAUAUUUGAUAAAUCUUUCUGGUGUUUCGACAUUUAUCGUUUGGGCAGUGAUAUGUUUGACACAUAUCCAAUUCCGUCGCGGAUUAAAAGCACAAGGUGUUCAUAUAAAGGACUUACCAUUUCGAGCGCUGUGGUAUCCAUAUGGGGCCUACUUUGGACUUGGUGCCAAUAUAUUUCUGAUUUUCUUUCAAGGGUAUACUAGUAUAAUUCCAUCGUUUGAUCUAGUUACCUUUACUGUCUCGUAUAUUCUCAUUCCCGUGUUUCUACUUCUAUUUUUCGUAUACAAAUAUUUGUGGAAAACGCGAUGGAUUCAUGCACCUGAAAUGGACAUUUGGACUAGUCGUCGUCUACCGCACGAAAACGAAAUUGAAAUGGAAAAUUCUACAAUAUGGUCGCGCCUUCGAGCAAUCAUAAUCUGA